UGUUACCUAGACAGCUCAGGGCCCUGCCAGCUCAGUUCCUCCCAUCAUCUCUGACAUAUACAUAGCAGGAAAAGAAAGUACAACACCUUCCUUCAUCUACCAUUCCAGAUACAUAUGCAUACACACACUGGCGACCGGACAAAAUGAUCCUGCUGCCCCUGGUAUGGAUAAUGUUGACGGUAUCGCUGUGCAGGACAGCAGGUUCAAGCCAGAUCCUGCUACAAGAUUCCAUCAGUGUUCUUUAUCCGAAGAUCCCUAGCACAGAGACUCUUGAGUGUGACUGUGGUGACAUCACCUGUGAUUCUGUCUACUGGUUCCGCAGUAUUUCCAACCAGAGCAAAAUACAGUUCCUGGGUAGAUGCAACAAUGCUGACCGUGUUAACUAUGGGGCUGGGGUGAAUGAGGCACGGUUCAAAUUUAACAAGAGGGGUAGCUCGUCCUUUGUGCUACGCAUCAUCAAUGUGACAGAGAUCGAUACAGGGAUUUAUUCUUGUGUCGUAAAGGAAAAGAGCAACAUGGAACUGUGGAAGGCCGGGACUUUACUUCUGCCGGGAGUGACCCCUCCAACACCACCUCCUAAGAUAAAACCCAAGCCGCCGGUCAAGCCAGUCUGUUCCUGCUCUAAUGAGGAAAUUUCACAGGAUGGCUGCGGCUCCCUGGUUCUGUGGCCGUUGGUUGGACUUAUCACAGGCCUGGCUCUAGCUCUCGUCUGCACACUCUAUUACUUCAGCCGUCUACCCAAAAAAUGUCGCCACCACUUUGUGAAGAGGAGGUAAAUGACCUAAAGCAUCACAUCGCAUCGCAUGUUCAACUCAGAUGGCUGAAGUGUUUCACUAGAGCCAACGUCCAGCGGAGCAUGAAGAUCUACUCUGAUAAUAAAAACACGUCACGUUUGUUUCAGUAAAAUAUGUGCUCAGCCAGCGAAGAGCUUUAGCUUUCCUUAGCAGCAACAUCUAUAUGACAUAUUGUGACAUGGUGUGUGUGUUUUUGUUACAUAUUUUACAAAGCAAGUUGUUUUAACCCAUGUGCUGUAACUUUUCAUUUGUAAUGUUUUUGAUUUGUUAGUAAUCAUUGUACAUAUUACAUCAUAAUUUAUCAAGGUGCUUUUUCACUUCAAUGGGUUUGUGAUGUGUAGUUUCGGCUUUUUAAAAUUUUUAGUAUUAAAUCAAGACCAGCUGGGCAGUACUUUUUCUCAAAAUCAAUAUUGUGAUAACAUUUCUUUCUGUACCUUAACAGAGAAGUCUAAUCUGUUGGUUUACAUGCAAAAAGCAGGCAGAGCAGAAAUAUGUUUGCUCAUUUGCUUUUUGAUCUCUUCUCUAUUUUUGCUCUUAUUUUUUUGUCUUGUGUUCAUACAGUGAGCAAAAACAGUACAGUCAAGUAGAUUUUCUGUAAGCAUAAGUCUGUUAGAUCA
Monopterus albus (swamp eel) is the source of this 1411-nucleotide messenger RNA. It is a transcript of the gene cd8b, whose product is annotated as cd8 beta. Gene Ontology annotation, molecular function: coreceptor activity; MHC class I protein binding. NCBI's taxonomy places the organism in Eukaryota, Metazoa, Chordata, Actinopteri, Synbranchiformes, Synbranchidae. The record is from RefSeq and is a predicted model, not a curated record. Gene Ontology annotation, biological process: regulation of immune response. Gene Ontology annotation, cellular component: cell surface. The transcript has 7 exons. Bases 144 to 776 code for a protein of 210 amino acids.